Pectinophora gossypiella (pink bollworm) is the source of this 1262-nucleotide messenger RNA. RefSeq names its product tRNA N6-adenosine threonylcarbamoyltransferase (gene Tcs3). The record is from RefSeq and is a predicted model, not a curated record. Gene Ontology annotation, biological process: tRNA threonylcarbamoyladenosine modification. The coding region runs from base 243 to 1247 and encodes 334 amino acids. Lineage: Eukaryota; Metazoa; Arthropoda; Insecta; Lepidoptera; Gelechiidae. Gene Ontology annotation, cellular component: EKC/KEOPS complex; cytoplasm. The transcript is spliced from 6 exons.
UCAGUCAGAAUCAGCACCAAUAAAGUAAUUAUGAACUCCUGGUACAUUUUACAUGUGAUUGCCUUAGCUUAAAAAUCUAGCAACCAGCCCUGAAAAUUAAAAUAAAAAAUAUGCAUAAAUGAAUUCGUUGCCAUGUCAGUGCCGCAAUAAAAAAAAGUAAUGUCAAAAUUUACAAAUAUUUUUGUAAACACGAGUGCAUAAAUGAAAUAAUUCUUAUUUUAUGUGAAUUAAGUAACUUAGAAAUGGUUAUAGCUAUUGGGUUUGAAGGGAGUGCCAACAAGCUUGGUGUAGGUAUCGUGAAAGAUGGAGAAAUUCUUGCAAAUUGCCGGCGAACUUACAUUACACCACCCGGUGAAGGAUUUCUACCAAGAGAAACUGCAGAGCAUCAUCAGCAAAACAUUCACGAGGUUUUAAAGGAGGCUCUGGAACAAUCGGGGAUCACCCCGCAGGAUAUAGAUGUGGUCUGCUACACCAAAGGCCCAGGAAUGGGGGCACCUCUCUCGGUUUGUGCCAUAGUAGCCAGAACUUGUGCUCUUCUGUGGAAAAAACCUAUUUUGGGAGUGAAUCAUUGCAUUGGACACAUAGAAAUGGGCAGACUAAUAACCAAAGCCAAUAAUCCUACAGUACUAUAUGUGAGUGGUGGCAACACUCAAAUAAUUGCGUACUCCAGACAGAGGUACCGGAUAUUUGGGGAAACUAUUGAUAUAGCUGUUGGUAACUGCUUAGAUAGGUUUGCAAGAGUAUUAAAACUGUCAAAUGCACCAAGUCCUGGCUACAAUAUUGAGCAAGCAGCUAAGAAAGGAAAGAAAUAUUUGCACCUGCCAUACUGUGUUAAAGGUAUGGACGUCAGCUUCUCUGGUAUCCUUUCAUACAUGGAAGACAAGAUAGAUGACCUGCUCAAAGAGUAUACACCAGACGACCUCUGCUAUUCACUGCAAGAGACUGUGUUUGCUAUGCUUGUUGAGAUAACUGAGCGAGCGAUGGCCCAUUGUAGCUCUGAUGAGGUUCUUAUAGUCGGCGGCGUCGGCUGCAACGAGCGUCUUCAAGACAUGAUGGCAAUUAUGUGCAAGGAACGAGGAGCGAAGAUCUUCGCGACUGACGAGCGCUUCUGCAUAGACAACGGAGUGAUGAUAGCCCACGCCGGGGCGUUGGCACAUGCCUCGGGAACCCGUAUGGAGAUGAAGGAUGCUACGAUCACACAAAGAUACAGGACUGAUGACGUGCUGGUGACUUGGAGAGAUGAUUAAACUGCUGUAGUUUUA